UGUUAAGUUAAAUGAUCAUCGAUUGGAAAUUCACGAGGCUUAGAGCUUAUACUUAGAUUAGAGAACUCAGAACCAAAUAAUUGGUUCAUAUAAAUAUAUUUGCUAAAUGAGAAAUCUAUAAGUGUAGAUUUGGUACUAAAAUCGUAGCAAAUCUUUGCGACAUAAUGAAGAUUUUUCUACGAAUUUAAACAAAAAGUUAAUAAGAAAAUGGAACGAUCAAAUAUUAAUAUGAAGAAAUCUUAGAUUUUCGUUGAUCCUACAAAGUCAACUGUAAUUUCUGAUGGUGUACGAUCAUUCACCGCAUUGGAAUCAUUUGACCAAAUAUUGGGAGCACGUGCAAAAAUGUAUGCGGAUAAUAAACGUGGCCUAGAUAAGGUAACUGGACCGCCAGUCCAUGCCCUGCAACAGCAACAACAACAACAACAACAACAACAUCAGCAGCAGCAGCAACAUCAUCAUGUAUUGCAAUUGCAACAGCAACAUUUACAGCAACAACAUCAGCAACAGCAACAACAUCAUUUACAACAUUUACAACAUACGCAUCAUAAUUUUCAACAAAUUGAAUCGCCAACAUUGUCACAGCAACAACAUUUGCCAGCGCCUCAUCAGCAACAGCAACAGCAACAGCAGCAACAACAACAGCAACAUCAGCAGCAACAACAACAGCAACAGCAGCAACAACAGGCGAGUCAGCAACAGACAGCCGGCAUGUUUACAAGAUUCGAUGCUAACAAAUCCACAAAGGGCGCCUCGAAAAUGCGACGCGAUCUUAUAAAUGCGGAGAUAGCCAAUUUGCGGGAUCUGUUGCCAUUGCCACAAUCGACACGGCAGCGACUCUCACAGCUGCAAUUGAUGGCAUUGGUCUGUGUCUAUGUGAGGAAAGCCAACUAUUUUCAACAAGUUUUCAAGCGGCAUAACGCUAUGCAUCAUCAUCAUCAUCAUCACCAUCAGACAGCAACACCAAAUAUUGGCUUCUCAAAGGCACUUUCUGGCUUCUUGAUGAUGCUCACACAAAAUGGCAAAUUGCUCUAUAUAUCGGAUAAUGCGGCCGAAUACUUGGGUCAUUCGAUGGAGGAUUUACUGAUACAUGGUGACUCCGUUUACGAUAUCAUUGACAAACAGGAUCACGCAACCAUCCAAGCUGAACUUAAUCGGAACGUGCCACCGCAGCCAGGUGGUGGCGGUGGUGCAGCGACUGGUGUUGGUGGCACAACAAGCGGCAGCAAUGUGGGCAGCAGCAGCGGAGGCGAUUCAGCAUCAAGCAAUGGUGCCGGCAACGGCGCCUCCUCCUCAUCCAGUCUGGAGGGUGAACAUCGCAUGUUUCUCUGUCGCAUGAAUGUUAGCCGCAAUGCGCGACGGCAAAUGCGUUUCGGUGAUCAGAAGGUUGUCCUCGUCCAGGGUCAUUAUUUGUCAUUCCUGCCCCUUUGUAGUCGCAAUGAGCCCGUUUUUCUGGCCACCUGCACACCCAUUGCCAUGCCCGAGACACGUGAAUGUGUAGUUCAAGGUGCUACCAAUGUCUUUACCACCAUUCAUUCAAUGGAUAUGAAAAUAGCCCACAUCGAUAAGAAUGGUGAAUUUCAUUUAGGUUAUGAUAAGGCAACACUGCAAGGAACAUCCUGGUACAAUCUAAUACAUAGUGAGAAUUUGCGAGAGGCUCAAAGCAAACAUAGGCUAAUCACACAAUCCGAACAGGAUCGUAGUUGCAUCCUGCUAGUGCGCAUGCAGCGCUCCAGCGGUGAUUACACCUGGGUCCAUGUGGUUCUACAAGUACGCGAUAGUCCCGAUUCGACACAACAGCCUGUCAUAGUCUGUACAAAUCAGGUGCUCAAUGAUCGCGAGGCUUCCAUAAUGUUGGCCAAUUCCUGGCUAUAUCAUUAUUAUACAGUGCAAUCGAAAAUACAAUUUGGCAUGCCAUUGGAUAGUGGCAUUCGUGUCCCACCGCCGAGUGCCAGCAAUGCCAGUGGUUACUAUAGUCCGCAGACGCAAGGUGGCUUGGGUGUGGGUGUGGGUGUGGGUGGUGUUGGCAGUGGAAAUGGCUCAGUAGGUGGCGUAAGUGUAUUUGGCACUCAUCCGCAUGGACAUCCGCAUCAUCAUCAUCAUCAUCACUAUCAUACAGUGGCCCAUCAUCCGCAUCCUCAUAUGGGAGCCUAUGGAGGUGUUUAUCAUCAUGCCGAGGCCAAUGGCAUUGAGCUCAAAGAGGAUGCACAGCCAUUGUUUAGCUUUCACGAACCGGUGGAUUAUAGUCAAGUGAAUGGUGGUACUGGUGGUGGUCCUGCAGUUGCUUCCACCACUCAGAAGUCUCGCCAGACAUCAUCGACACCGCCGCCGCCCAAGAAGCGAGCAAGAAAUAAACUAGAACCGCUUUUCCUGCAAGCAGCUGAACGUUCUCCCGCAGCAGCCAUAACACCGGAACCCGAUUGUUAUGCCCUCCAUCCGCAUUCCCAUACGGCUGAUGCCUCGGUCAUCUAUGCCACCAUAGUGCCCACUCGUCCCCGCUUGCCACCCCACAAGGCAUUGCCACCGGAUCCUGCAGAUUUCAUUGAACAAUGGAAUCCCAGUCCACCGUGGUCGGAAUCUGCUCAGAAGGCUUCCUUAGACAGUUUUAGUUCAUCGCAUGAACUGAGUCCCUGCAUAACCACAACACCGCCAACUCCUACUAGUGCCACGCCCCAUCAGGGUGGAAUUGGUGGCACACAAGUGAUAGGGCCAGCGUUUAGUUUUGAAUGGAUGUCAGAUCCUUUGGUGCCAGUGGCCUAUCAACAAUGGCCACCCAGUGGAGAUCAUCAUCAGCAUUUGUCUCAACAUUUGGCAGCAGCUCAACACCAGCAACACCAACAACAGCAGCAACAGCAGCAGCAGCAACACCAGCAACAUCAUCAGCAGCAACAACAGCAACAGCAAUAUCAUCACUUAACCCUACACAACAUCAAUGUCCACGUGGCGGGGGCUUCUCUAACGCGUGCGACAGAUUCUAUUGAUUCAACUGGAUCCACAUCCACAAUUGUGACUUCAGUGGCUUUACCACUUGCCACGGGCCAUACAGAUGCCAGCGAACCGGUUGAAGAUAGAGAUUCCAAAAAUUAGUGAAGACGAAAAAAAAAAUAAAAAGCUUGGAAAUGCCCAGGCAGAGAGCCCAGGUGAUAAUCACAUUUAAAUUAAUUGCCACUUGUCAUCUUAGCGUUUAAAUUAUUUUUUAUCUCUAACAGAAACUGUAUAACUAGUUUUUACCUACCAAUAUUCAGUAUGUAUAUCGCUCUUCACUUCUUUUUUCCUCACCACCCACGCCCCACCCCCUUGUAUAUGUGCAAUUUGCGGAAAACUAUGAAAAAAUAAAAAUAGUUGAAAAUUAGUUUUUGCUAGAGAGGAAGCCAGAGAGAAGCUCUAUUAGCAUUUUUAUGGCAUUUUUUAUGAGUAUUU
Molecule: messenger RNA, 3417 nt
Organism: Drosophila willistoni
Lineage: Eukaryota; Metazoa; Arthropoda; Insecta; Diptera; Drosophilidae
Gene: dysf
Exons: 11
Coding region: 343-3084 (913 amino acids)
Biological process (GO): regulation of transcription by RNA polymerase II
Molecular function (GO): protein dimerization activity; DNA-binding transcription factor activity, RNA polymerase II-specific; RNA polymerase II transcription regulatory region sequence-specific DNA binding
Source: RefSeq, a predicted model, not a curated record